AUAAACAUUAUGAAAUAUUAUAUUUGUUUGUCACUACUAUUGGUUGGUGUUAAUUCGUUUUACAUUGACGAUGAGCCGAGCAACAAGGACAAAAUUCUCGGCGGGAAGAUAGCGUCGAUCAAGAAAUUUCCCUAUCAGGCUCAAUUCGUCGCUUGGGGCCUCACGCAAUGCGGCGCGAGCAUCGUGUCGGACCUUUGGCUGAUCACGGCCUGCCACUGCAUCGUCGGCACGUGGUUCAUGCUGCCGCGGCAAAUCAUCACGGGCACGCGCUUCAACGGCCGCGGUGGCGUGCUGCGCGAGAUCGAUUACAUCGUCCAGCAUCCGCGCUUCGUUCGCGCGAAUUUCGACAACGAUAUCGCUAUGAUCAAGUUGAAGGAACCAAUAGUGUUCGAUUCGAAGCAGCGGCCGAUACCCUUGAUCAAUCGACGCGUCAAAGUCGGAGAUAGAGUUCUCAUUUCUGGCUUCGGAAUCGAAAAAGAAGACCCUUCUGAAGACGUGUCCAUGCGAGUCGGCUCACCGAAACUGCUCAAAGCCUCGGUCUACGCCACGGACUACGAGUCCUGCCGCGAGAUCUACGCUCGGACCAACGACAGCCGAGCCGUCAGCGACAAUAUGUUUUGCGCUUGGGCACCCGGCAAGGACUCCUGCCACGGUGACUCGGGCGGUCCCGCCGUGGUCGGGGGCAAGCUCGCCGGCAUCGUGUCGUUCGGCGACGUCUGCGGCUCGGCCGACUUUCCCGGCGUCUACACGCAGCUGCACAAUUAUCUGGCCUGGAUCGCCGAGGUCAUGGGCGAGCAGCGAAGCGGCCUCGAGCUGUACGUCAACCAGCCCAACGUCCAGAAAGAUCCGGACGUCGAGAACGUCGACGGAGAGGAGGAAGGAGAGUACGUGGAUGUCGACGACUACUACGACGAUAAUUCGUUUUGGCACAAAGCCGUCGACUUUACAAAGUCGAAGGUAAACGCGAUCGCAGAAAAGUUCGGCUUUGUUGGGCCGAUCUGGAAACGUUAUUUGUGAAUUGAACAAUUUGUCAGAGUCAUUGAACGGGUAUUAAAUAAAUGAACGAAAAA
Molecule: messenger RNA, 1070 nt
Organism: Trichogramma pretiosum
Lineage: Eukaryota; Metazoa; Arthropoda; Insecta; Hymenoptera; Trichogrammatidae
Product: trypsin-like
Exons: 5
Coding region: 10-1017 (335 amino acids)
Biological process (GO): proteolysis
Molecular function (GO): serine-type endopeptidase activity
Source: RefSeq, a predicted model, not a curated record